Messenger RNA from Hibiscus syriacus, 1395 nucleotides. Its product is annotated as protein XRI1-like. The record is from RefSeq and is a predicted model, not a curated record. Lineage: Eukaryota; Viridiplantae; Streptophyta; Magnoliopsida; Malvales; Malvaceae. Gene Ontology annotation, biological process: male meiotic nuclear division; female meiotic nuclear division. The transcript has 9 exons. Bases 52 to 1047 code for a protein of 331 amino acids.
UUUAUUUAGAAACCGAAUUUAGGAUUUGCUUAAUGCUUGGUUCAAUGGAGCAUGGAUUCCAUUUUGGUAAAGUAUUGGAUGAUUCAUUGUGAAGUCUCUGCAUUGGCUUUUAGCUUUGGCGUGAUUGAUUUACUCAUUUUUGUUUAUUGUUUGAUCAGUGACAGGGAACCUUGGAAUUGGCAUGAGGAGAAUUAUGGUGUUCAAAAUAACAAUGAUUUUGGUGCCUCCCUAGGUGAAUUGAAUCAAGUGACCUUGAACGAGGAAGACCUUUCCUACAUGUGUGAUGAAGCAACCCCUGUUAAGGAAUGUGGGGAUCUAUCAUAUCACAUUACUCUUAAUGAUAAUACGAGCAAGGAAUCAGAGGAUAUAAGGGAGACUGCUUCACAAUUUAAAAGGCGUAGAAUGCUUCAAUUUGACACCCAUGCAGCAGAUUCUUCCCUUAUGUGUGACGAGAUGCCAAUGCCAUCUGCUUUCCUAAAAUCAAGGGAAAGGGAUAAUUUGAUUGAAGAGGUCGCAUCUGAGUGGGUUUAUGGAUUUUCAGAAAAUGCAUCAGCCUCUAGUUAUGAGGGCCUAGAUCAGUCAUGUGAAGGGUGGUUUGCUGAAUAUUUUAAUGAUGCGGAGAUGCUUCUUAGCGCUGAUGAUAUGAAUCUUGCUGGUGCAUCUGAUAUUCAAAUUGAUACUUCAGAGUUCUGCCUUCCCCAACCUGAGUCUGGGGUUGAUGCUGUUCAAAAGGAGGCAACUCGAACUCUUGGAAAUGUUAUUCUCAAAGGUAGGAAGUCUUUCAUUCGGAUGCCUCCUAAGGAAGCAUCAUCUGUUGCCUACCCAUUUGCUUUCAUUAAACCGUGUGGUUUCCACGGAGAUGUUACCUUGAAGGAUAUAAACCAGCGAAUCCAAACUCCACCACCAUCAAAAUCAAAACAAAGCAAUGAAGAUCUUGCUGAUGCUUUCCCAACUUCUGUUUUUUCUGGGAAGCCUGUUGUUGGCAAAACUAAAAUUCGUACCGAUGGAGAAAAAGGCAGCAUCACAAUUAUGAGAACCAAAGGCUGAGUAGAUAAGUGUUCUAUCUUGGUUAAAUAUGGUGGUUCAUGUAUCAUUCCUGGAUUGACACUGCAUUUUUCGUCGGACUCCUGGAAUUCAUAAAACGCAUCAAAGUGUUUUAUGUUUCCAAAAUGGUAGAACUCUACAGGUCUAAUAUUUGUCUAAUAAUGUGCUUUAUAUUUUGAGGCUAUAAAUGACGUGAUAUUCGAGAUUCGCUUAUUUUCUUCCCGUGUUGGAAAAGAGCUGAUCAAUGCUUUCACCAGAAGAAUUUCUGUAUUCACAUAGUAUAUUUAGAUAUGUUUUAGAAGCAUAAGAUUUCAUUAUUAUAUUGAAGUAUAAAUGGUGAUCGGCAUCAAG